GGGGAGUGAGGUUUUACCAACGCUCUACACGCACAGCUAAGCUAGCUGGCUUUCGUUACAACUUGCUGUGCAAUAGGCUGGCCUACCACCAGUGCUUAAUUUGUAAAGUGGGAGGUGCCGGAGCGCAAAGGCGGGGUGGAUCCGGCGACUCAAAACGGGGAUUUGAGGUUACGGACCAACAACAAAAAAACCUGCGUACAUAGCUCUGACUAAAAAAAAACGAAACAACGCGGUGUGUACACCAGGGCAAUGUUUAUUAACUUCAGAACUUGCAACACACUGCACUGCAUGGUGUAAAAUGUAAAAAAAAAAUUGCAAUUAUUACCACCCAGUAAUCAAUAAUCAACUAGAUACAGCGUGGAAUGAUAUAGUAAUUUCUGAUUGACACAUCUGAAUACCUAUCUGAACCCCUAUUCCCCCCGGACACCUCCCCCCAAUCAAAAUACAUCGGAACUGACACAUAAUAUGACACAGAGAGGGAGCGGGAGACACAAACACUCAGCACACAGACCGGGAAAACAGGAGAUACAGGGGAACCAACCAACAGUCCAACAAGGGGCUAAUAGCCUCGGCGCUAAAGUAUGCUAUAUAUUGCAAUGAUGACCACCCACACCCAGUAACCAAUGAUCAACUAGAUACAGCGUGGAAGCGCGAUUUCUUCCUACCGUAGCCUAGGCCUACUUGUCCAAAAUGCCCCAUACAGCAUCCAGACCCUCGGCCUCCACUACCCUGCUUCUUUCUCUACACCUAUGUCCUUUAGAAAUCCAUGACCUCACGAAAGGGGUUGAACCGGGCAAGCGGCGGGCCGACAAGGCAAAUGGGGAGGAGAUUGUAGAGGUGGUAUUCCCUGAAAGCCCUGAUGACAUUCCGCGGGCUAUCGAUGCAAAACUGCUGGCAGAGCUUCUCAACUUCUCUCUCCCCGAACAGCGCGUCACCCUCCUGUGGCCAAUAUUGUGGAUAAAGCACUUUCAAAUACUCGAUUAGCUUGUUGUAUCCUGUUUGGUCUUCCCUAUUUCUAAAGACUAAUAAGAAAGAUAUCAACAUUGAACACUACACAAACAGUAAUUUAUUUAUUUUUCGUUUAGCCGAUUUAUUUUUUAUAUUGACGUAAGAGUUGACGGAGGACGGAUCCAAUAAAAAAGGUUCCGGAUCCAACGUCGGAGGUGCCGGAACAUGUUCCGGCGUGUUCCGGCUCAAAUUAAGCCCUGCCUACCACUAUCUACCAUAUAGCCGAUCAUAAACAAAAAUAACAUGAAAAAAAUUCUUUACAGUCAGUUAGACCUGCUCCCACAGACAACAUGGCAGAAUUACUCAUCCGCAAAUAUUAAGAGUCAAGAAACCAUAUUUACUGUUUUGUGGCAUUUCCUUAUCAAGGAGCAUAACGCCAAUUAGAUGCCAAGACAUUCCUGACCUGCACACAACAGAAUAGGUGAAAACUUACAAGUAAUGUACAAGUGGAGGAUUAAAAUCUUGACAGAUGAUGACAUACUGUACCUCUGCUGACAGAUAUUUCUACAGUAAAACCCAUUUGAGAAUAUACAUUUUGGGAGAUGAAGGAAUGUGAAUAGGCUAAUUUUGACAUGCUUUAAAGGCGCACUAAGCGAUGUUACACGGUUUCUAAGCUAAAACAUUCACAUACAGCAAACACGUAUUGCUAUAACUAAAAAAUAUCAUAUUGCAUGAUAUUUCCAUAACCACGAUACGCGCUUCACGAUGACGACAAAAAGGUGCUAACAGACAUUCACAAAAACCUAUAGCCCAUCAGCAAUCUAUCUAAAAUAACACCUAUUUGAAGUACCAUUCAUGAUACUGUAUGCUGUCAAAUUUUGAAGUUGUGGGAAGUACAUAGCUUAACUGUACAGUAUGUUUCCCCAUGUCUGUUUCAUUCGUACUGGCCAGGAGGAACGUAUGAAACAACACGCACAUAAAUAACUCAUCAUAGGUUUUGUUCAGAGCUGGAAAUGCAACUGUAUUUGACAGAGGACAGAUGUAGGUGGCUAGUGACAAAAUAUUAGCUUUCAGUGUGGUACGAUGUCUUUGUAAAUGACAUUUCAUUAAAAAGCCCCGGUUCUCCCCCUAUGGAAUAGAUGUGCAGGGUGUGAAAGUUUGACAGGCAUAGCAACAGUAACUAAGGAGGGCGGGACUUCUGGAAGGCUCAAUUGAUUUAAUUGAAAAUGAUUUUACAACAUGUGCUUCUAUAAUGUUUUCUUAAUUGUCUUUUGUGUGUUAAUGUCACAGGGUUGGUGAUAAGGAUGCUGAAACUCAGGCUACUCAACAUGUUGGCUCCAGCCUACUUUUUCACGGCAACAGUGAUCACUUUUGCCUUGUAUUUUUUCUUUUUUAUUCCAACAAUUUUUCAACCUCCUGCCAUUAUGAUACACACAUUUAUUUUUCUCUAUCUAAUGUUGAAUUCACUGGGGAAUUACGCAAUGACUAUAUGGUACCCAUCAGAGACUACCAGUGAAAGCACAAUUCCAUUAUGUCCUCUGGACUGUCCAGACAGGGUGGAUGCCCAUUACCUCCGUAAUGACCAUCACUUUUGUAAACUAUGUAGAAAAGUGAUAUUGAAAAGGGACCACCACUGCUUCUUCACAGGAAAUUGUAUAGGAAACAACAACAUGCGUUACUUCAUCAUGUUUUGCAUCUACACAUCAUGUACUUGCUUGUACUCCCUUGUUCUAGGUGUGGCAUACCUCACUAUGGAAUAUUCAAUUUCAUUUGAAAACCCCUUGACAUUCCUCACACUACUGCCCCUUUCAACAGGAUACUUCUUUAUUGGUAUGAUCUCAGGCCUCCAGUUCUUCCUAGUCCUGAUGCUUUAUGUAUGGCUGGGUAUAGGGCUGGUAUGUGCUGGAUUCUGCUGCCAACAAAUUCUACUGGUAACCCGUGGGCAGACAUGGUGCCAGCUGCAAAGGGGACGUCUUGUUCAGAGUCAUGGGAUGUGGCGUACCAAUCUGAAAGACGUAUUUGGUUCACGGUGGGCCCUGGGUCUCUUUCUGCCUGUGCUCACAGUCAAGGUUGUCUCAAAAAAUGAUGGAAACUUAAGUCAGAAGUUUAAUUGAGUGUUUUAACAUACUGACACCAUGCCUAGAUUAGUCUGCAGGCCCAAUACUAAUACAACAAUGCUAUAUGUGCCACUCUAUAUUUAUGGCAUGAAGACAAUUCAGGUUGUUCCCUGAAAAUAAUAGAUCAAUAAAUGAUCAAACACUGAAUAUCUAGCUUUGAGCAAAUGUGUAGUACUACACAUAUUUUUGCAAACUAUGUUUGUAGUCAAAAGUCCAGUGUUCAAAUUUAGGGUACAGUGGUCCAGUCAGGCUGUUCUAAUCUUUUAUGUUUCAAGUGAUUGUUGAACAUUUCAUAAAUUACAUUAACAUGAACAAAAAACAAAAAAAUCUGUAGUAGAGCAGUCUACAGUAUGUUAUUUUAACAAGAAACAAGUGUUAGCAAGAUGACUUAAUAUUUGAUGACUAUUUGUCCUGGUUUAACAUGCAUAUCACAGUUGGUUCAGUAGGAUCUCUUUCUGAGGCACGUUUCCCAAAGCCAUAGUUGCUAACUAAGGGCGUUUUCACACCGACAGCGUGUGUGCUUGAGCCCUUGUUUCAGUUCAUUUGUGCUGGUCGGAAUGCAACAAUCCAACAAUGUUUCAUACAUGUAUGGUCGGCUGAGUAAAUCAGAUUAUUUUCUAGCUGCAGUCACGACUCGUUUCCAAACUCCACAAUUGGUCAAAAGUCACAAAUGCAAACAUUAAGCCAAGAUUGCCCCGAAAAACUGUCUCCAGUGUGUAGCCUACAACGAAAUAACUCGAAAUAGACAGAAGAAACACCUGAGGGAGCUGUCUGUUCAAUUCCCACGUAGUUUGGUCCGCCUAGAAACAAUGCGUGUAUGAAACUGACCGGACCGAAGUUUGUUUGCAACAUUGUACCAAUUUAUUGCCUGUUGCGGACCAAAUAACUGAACUGUACUGUAGGCCUGUAAACGUCCUAAGUUGCAAUGCAAUUCCCCAUUGCCAACCAACUAAGGUUAGCAACUAUGGUUUUGGGAAACGCACCCCUGGCCAGUAGAGCACUGACAGGAGCAGCUAAGGGGAAUGGUGAGGAGAGUGUGAAGGAUCCUUACUUACGGAAUCUGUCUUUAUUUCUAUUAUGUAACUGUUAAGAUAUGAAAGCUGCCAGUGGUUUUGUGUGGUGAAUGAUUCCUGCAAGUUUUUUUUUGGUUCUCUCUUGUCAGUUGAAGUUGUACCAGGAUGUAAUAUUGAACGUGUGGACUGACUGUACUACUGAACAUUGAAAUGAAAUCUGACAUCUGACAUUCAACCCUAGAAGAAACAUGUGCUGUGGUGUUUUUUUAAUACAGAAUUUCCAGAGAGUGAGAA
Molecule: messenger RNA, 4372 nt
Organism: Alosa alosa (allis shad)
Lineage: Eukaryota; Metazoa; Chordata; Actinopteri; Clupeiformes; Clupeidae
Gene: zdhhc22
Product: zinc finger DHHC-type palmitoyltransferase 22
Exons: 2
Coding region: 2253-3062 (269 amino acids)
Biological process (GO): protein palmitoylation
Cellular component (GO): Golgi apparatus
Molecular function (GO): palmitoyltransferase activity
Source: RefSeq, a predicted model, not a curated record